Ailuropoda melanoleuca (giant panda) is the source of this 7250-nucleotide messenger RNA. RefSeq names its product PBX homeobox 4 (gene PBX4). Gene Ontology annotation, molecular function: DNA binding; DNA-binding transcription factor activity. The transcript has 7 exons. The record is from RefSeq and is a predicted model, not a curated record. Lineage: Eukaryota; Metazoa; Chordata; Mammalia; Carnivora; Ursidae. Gene Ontology annotation, biological process: regulation of DNA-templated transcription. Gene Ontology annotation, cellular component: nucleus. Bases 3362 to 4582 code for a protein of 406 amino acids.
CAUCUCUGGGCGGGGAGCGGGGAGGGGAGAUGUGGGGGCUCGGGGAGGACUGAAGGGGGUUUUUCUGAGAUCGAGGGGAUUUAUGAGGUUAAAAUGCGACGGAUCGAAAGGCUUAGGGGGCUAAGCAGCGGGUGAUGGGCUUUAGGGGCUCAUCCUGGGGCGAGAGGAAUGGGUUUAAGGGGAGUUUGUGGAUGGGGAGGUAUAUGGUGAAAGGCAGUUUGGGGUUUAUGGAAUGUAAGGGGUAAGAGGAGAGCAGGGGGGUGUAGGGGCUGAGAGAUGGGAUUUGUGAAGGAUGGACAGCUAUAUGGAUGCAUUGGUUGGUAGGGGAGCUGGGUGGAGGGAUGGAGGGCUGCCUCUUUGUUAAUUCAGCAAAUAUUUGUUAGACACUUACUGUAUGAGGGACACCCAGCUGGGUGCUGACAUAGUCCCUGCUCUCAAGCUCAUAGUUGGAGAGAAAGUAAGUAGCAAAAACUAAGUAUACAUUGUGAGACAAGCUCUAAGAAAAGGAAUGGCAUGCUGUGGGAAGUCAGAUAUAGAGGACACAGUACUUUCAGAGGCCGGGAGGUGGGAAAGAGCUGGAAGAAAGCAGAGCCAGAGACUUAAAGUCCCGGGUUCAGUUUGGGGAGAUGUUGGAAGCAGACCGCACAGGGCCCACAAGCCUUGGGAAGUUUAGAUUUUAUUUCAGUUGCAGUGGGAAAAAUCACAGCAGUUUUAAGACGACCUGUCCUGGGGUGCCUGGGUGGCUCAGUUGGUUAAGUCUGCCUUAGGCUCAGGUCGUGACCCCAGCAUCCCGGGAUCGAGCCUGCAUCAGUCUCUUUGCUCAGCGGGAAACCUGCUUCUUCCUCUUUCUCUGCCUGCUGUUCCCCCUGCUUGUGCUCUCUCUCUCUGUCAAAUAAAUAAAUUUUUAAAAAAUAAAAAAAAAAAAGAUGACCUGUCCUACCCAUCUCCACCCACCACUUGUCAGCCAGCCAAGAAUGGUGGAAUCUGCUUCACAAGGCAACCCAUUGUGUUUGGGGCCUGCUCAAAUUAUUAGAAAAUAGGAAAGGACCGACGUCCUUUUGGAGGAUGAGGCCUUGUUGAAUGGGGCCUGUUUGGGGGUGAAGGAUGUUCCCUGGGGAUGGGACCAGGGUCUGGUGGUGUGGACUGUGCAGUCACUAGAGCCCUUUAGUUAGGCGGGGUUAUGCCAAAGCCAAGUGAGCAGCAGCCACAGGAAGGAGGAGGCAUAGAAAAGGUGGAUUCGGCAUGCAUUUGUUCUUCUCCAACUUUCCUUUGCUUCUUGUGGAUUGUCCACUUUCUGCAGUUUCACAGCCUCUCUCUGGAAAGUUAAGAGUGUUAUUCCCUUCCUCCCUUCCUAUGUUCAUUCUACUUGUUGGAGCACUGUGCUAGGUGCUAGAGAAACCAAGAUGGCUAAGAUGUUCUCUGCCCUCUCAGAGCUCAUUGAGAAGUGGGGGUGUGUGGGAGACUAAUUUAUAAAUAGUUAUCAUAACAGGUGUGUGCUGAAUAGAAGUGAUUCCUGGCACCGGUGGAAAAAAAGAGAUGGGCCAGGAGAGGGUGCCCUUAUGUGAUGCCCUGUCUGCUAGACUAAUCUGAGAGCAGGGGCUUUGUCCUGCUUUCCCCUUUGUAUUCCCAGGCUGUGCACAAUGUCUGGCACCUAGCAUAUAGCAAAGUUUGUGGCACUAAAGAUUCUGGAAGGUUUAGGGGGAGCUGGGGAGGGGAAAAUGGGCUCUUCACACCCAGGAACCACAGAGGCAGUGCUUUGGGUGUUUGUGGAGCUCCCUGAGUUCCUUCUGUUCUAGGUAGGGAGCUGCUUAAGGAGUGAGAUCUGCUCAGGUGUGGCCUUCCUCAGGCAUCCGUCACCCCAUUACAGUCCCAAGGUUGCACUUUCUCUUAUAGCAGCCCAGACCUCCCCUAGACAGGCUUUAGAAUGGUGUGCAGUCAGUCACGUCUUCCUUGCUAUUCUUGAAGACAGCUUUUUUUUUCUUUUAAGGCUAAGAAAUUGAAAAGUGGGGUAUUAUACACGCAUGACAACAUGGUUGUUAGGUAGCUGUUCCCUGGUUUCUUUCUGAGGUAGAAAGGCUCCUGGGGCUUUUAAGACUUAGAAGCUUCAGAUCUGCCCCACUUCUUUGGAUAUGGUCCUAAAAGUCACAGUCCAGACAAUAGUCUGAACUCAAGGCCCUAAAAGUCACACAAGUCCAGACAACAGUCUUCAGUCCUCAGGGAGAUCACUUAACUCUGCUCUGGAGCAAAAUGCGUGGGUGGGUCUUUUCCUCGUAGUAAACUCUGCAGCCUGGUGGGUUAUCAACCUGGGAGGGGAAGCAGAUUGUGUCUGUCCUGAUCACCCAACUGGGUGAGGCUUUUGCCCUGCCCUCUCUCUUGGUGCACCUGCUGAACCCUUCAUAGCCCCUGGAGUCGGUUUAGCUCAACUGUCUAGCAAGAAGGAAUUUUUCAUCUCACAUGCGAGGCCCUUUCAAACUGUUUUGUCACUGUAGGUAUGUUUAAAGAGGGAAAGCACACCUACUCUCCUUAAAGCUGAACUCUUACACCUUUCUGCAUUAUUUGGAAGGCAGCUCCAAGUGCUUGUGCAUUUUUCGUUUUGUCAUUAUAGCUGAAUAGUCCUGGAAUAGUGAACUGUAUAUUGUUUUUCCUUUGGGCCACACAGAUAGUGGACUGUAAGGGACUUUGGAAUACACCGCCUUAGUUUAGAUUCAGCCCAAGUCAGCUGGAGACUUCCUAUGUGAGGGAUAGCCAGUCUUCUUGAAUGAUCUUCUGACCUUCAGCUAUGCCCUGAGCUCUUCCUGGAGAAGGUACAGUUCUGUGUUUUCUGAUUUGGAACCGUUCACUGAUGUGCUCGUUCAUUUCUUGUAGGAGACGAGUAAGGCAGAAAAUUUAACUCAUUUGCCAAGGAUUGUCUGAAUAUUUUGCUCUAUCACGCAUAGCCUUUUUUUCCCUUAAUAAUAAUAAAUUUUACAACAUUUUACAGUUUCUACAUAGUUUAUUUCCUUUGCUUAUUUGGCUACCUUUAUGAGGGAUUUAUGAAGGUUAUUAGACGAGGGUUGAGGGCCCUCUGUCAAGAUUGUCAGGCUCCAAAGUUCUCUCCUCCCAGGGUUCUUAACCAAUGUUUGGGUCAUAAAAAUCUGUUGCAAGCUUGGAGCCCUCCCCCAUCCUCCCCCCCAACAGCGUGCUUAUGUACUGUACCCUUGAGGAUCCUCAGGCCUCAGGGGCCCCACAGCCUGGAAACUGCCUCUCAUCAAAGCCUGGUGGACUCAUUUUUUUGUCCCGUAGUAAGAUACCCAAGAAAUCCGUAUAAAAACUCUAGAGCUGAGGGGUUAAUUUUGGAAACCUGAUUGAGAAAGGAAGCAGAAUGGUCACAGUAUCAUCUGGAGAUCCAUGCUCCAUACCUGAUGUUCUGGGAGAGCGUCUGAAGAGGACUGGUCUUUCUUCAAGUCGUUCUGCAUGUUGGAGCGACAGAAAGCAUGCUCUGAAUUGCCAUCGGAUGAAGCCAGCUCUCUUCAGCGUGCUCUGUGAGAUCAAGGAAAAGACAGUGUUAAGCAUCCAUGGCAUUCAAGAAGAAGGUCCCCCCAAUGCUCAGCUCAUGAGACUGGAUAACAUGCUGCUGGCCGAGGGUGUAUCCAGGCCGGAGAGGCGAGGAAGAGGAGGAUCGGCGGCAGCGGCCAACACAGCAACACCAGGUGGCUGUCCAAAUGACAAUAGCCUUGAGCACUCUGACUACAGGGCCAAGCUGUCCCAGAUCCGACAGAUUUACCACUCUGAGCUAGAGAAAUAUGAACAGGCCUGCCAUGAGUUCACCACACACGUCACCAACCUUCUCCGGGAGCAGAGCAGGAUGAGGCCCGUCUCGCCCAAGGAGAUCGAGCGCAUGGUGGGUGUCAUCCACGGCAAGUUCAAUGCCAUCCAGAUGCAGCUGAAGCAGAGCACCUGCGAGGCUGUGAUGACCCUGCGUUCACGGUUCCUCGAUGCCAGGCGUAAGCGGCGCAACUUCAGCAAGCAGGCCACGGAAGUGCUGAAUGAGUAUUUUUACUCCCAUCUGAGCAACCCUUACCCCAGCGAAGAAGCCAAAGAAGAGCUGGCCAGGAGGGGCGGCAUCACAGUCUCCCAGGUCUCCAACUGGUUCGGCAACAAAAGAAUCAGAUAUAAAAAGAACAUGGGGAAGUUUCAAGAAGAGGCUACCAUUUAUACAACUAAAAUGACAGUUGACACCACCAAAGUCGGGGGCCUGGGGAGCCAAGCUAGUUGCCCAUCAACACCCAGCUCUGGUUCCUCUGGUCCCUUCCCGCUGACCAGUGCCCGGGACACGCUUAUCACCCUGCAGACACUGGCCUCUCUCCGCCCCGCCCCUGCGGGAGGCAGCUUGUGGUCUCGAGUGAGUCUCAGGGCACAAUCCGAGGAUGCCCUUGGGGUCCCUGACUCAGUGUUGGGGCAGAGACACAGAGCCCAGGUGGGUGGUGGGUCCUGGGAAUGCGCCAUCUUGCCGGCCACCUCUCAGCUUCCACAAGGCUCCCUCAGAGGUCCCAGCAAUGGGGAAGGGCCCACUGGGUACUUGGUCCGUUGUCUUGAUGACUGACAGGUUGGCCGAGCGGCCUCAGGGGCACGGCUCUGUGAGGCCCACCUUGCAAAGACCUGUGCCCCUCCCUCCCAGUCCCAGGACUCAACGACUCACCGUAGCUGCCGAGUGGUGGGCCCGAGGCGAGGGCUGUGGCUCUUGAGAAGGAGCCCUCGUUCCCAGCGGGCCUCUCUACCUGAGAGGGUGGGAGGGGACAUGCAGACAAGGCCCUGACCAUUGGAACAUGGAGCCCUACUAGGCUCAGACCCUCCACCACAUCAGGGCCUUGGCCUUGUGAGCCUGCUGUCCCCCUACCCAGGGCCUAGCUGGACCAGAGUGAAGAUGCAUUUUGGUGACUGGGAAGAAAACAAGCCAGGGAUCACGGGCAUCUCAGACAUGCCCUCUGGAACUUUCUUUCUCAGAGGGUUUGGCAGUGUGUUGGGCUAGCCAGGACUGGGGGGACCCCAUCCCUCUCAUCACCCCUGGGGCCACCCCAGCGUCCCUCUGUCUGUCACGAGGGCCCGGCCCACACGAGGGUCAUCCCGAAGAGGCCGUGCAGGCGCAGCUGUGAUGUGUCCGUGCGGGUGCAAGGCUGUGUGGCAUCCGGCGAGGCCUUCGCCCACCUUUUCCUUCACACAAGCGUACCCUACAGGGCCAGUUGACCCCCACCAAUUUACCCACAGCCCCCAGCUGGUGCAGGAAAGGGACGCCUCCCGGUGCCAUUUGGCGGGACCUGGCUCAGGUGAUGCGAGUCCCGUCGCCAUGGGAACCCCACAGCCCAGAAUGAGCACCCAGGCCGAGCCAGGCAGCCUGGCCUCAUCUUGCUCUGUGCUUUCCUGGGGCUCAGGGCCUCAGGAAGGGCAGGUGUGAGUAUGCGCGUGGGGAGCUGAUAGACCAGGUCCAUCCUUACCCUAGAGCCAGCCCCAGGAGAUGUGGAGCUGCCUAAAUCCCGAGGUGGCUUCCCUGGACCAUGAGGCAGGAUCCUGUCUACCCCACAGAGGAAGCGGGAACAUCCCCGGUCUGGUGUGGACACCCUGCCUGUGCUGAGGGGCACAGGUGCUCUCAAGAGAGCCGUCCCCAAGGGCUGAGGCCGCCCAGCCCGAAGCUAUUGCCUCCACCCUGUGACCCGAGGGAUGUCUGGGCUGCCCUGUGGCUGCCAGUCACACCCCUGGACCCUAGCCUGUCACCCCUCAGUGCUGUGGAUGGACCCCUCCCUCAGCAGUCAUGGCCUCCUUCCCAGAGCACAGGUCUGUGGGAGUCCAUCGCGGGCAGGGUGUCCCCCUGAGGCCGAUACUCGUCCCAGCCACUCCCUGACGGGUGGGCCGGGCACCCCUGGAUCAUGGGAUAAGGCGACCCCCUCAGGAAGCCCACAGUCUGUCCAUCCAUUCACCCGACAUGAGCCGCUGAAGCGCAGGGGCCAUGGGAGCACCGGGGACACGUGGCCAGGAGAGAGCUGAGGCGGGGAGGGGCGACGGGCAGGGGCAAGGGGCAGGGUCUUUGGCCUGGUGGGGUCAGAGGAGGUAGAGGGCGCAGGAGGAGGGCUCAGCCUGUAAGGGAAAAUGCUAGAGAGAGGAAGGGGAGGAGGAACUUGCGUGGUCGCCUGCCCACUCAGGAGGGGCCUAGGGAGUUCUCAGGGUCACAUGCAGGGUGUGACAUCUGCCCAAUGGGAGCAGGUAGCUCGGACAGAAGCCACCGCCCGGAGCGCGUGUUGGGGAGGGGAAGGGCCCUGCUCUCAUGGGCUGCAGACAGGCCUCACCACAGAGCAGACCGUCCUCAAGGAGCCAUUUUCAGUGGUGUUUUCCAUUACGGUGGGGUGGGGGGUGGUGGGUCCUGUGGAGAAACAUCCAAAGGCUGAGUGUACCCGCUGCUGUCCCUGCACCGCAGACAGAGCCCCCCGCGCCGGGGAGCCGUGCCCUGAUGGCUGCCCAGCCCGACCAGCAUCCAGCCGGGUGUCUCAGCCCUUCCGGCUCACUGCAUCUGGCUGUGGUUAUUCAGGGGCUGUCAUCAGCUCCAGGCCCGACUGGGUCUGCGUCCCGCUCAGAAUGUGGAGAAGCCUCGGCUGCACCGCAGGGCCACAUCAGUCCUCGACCAGAGCCCUGUCAGGUGGCCAGCGGAGGCUCCUUCCUGUCAGGGAAGCGUGUCCACAUCAGGGGUCAGGGGGCGAGGCUGGCUGUGACCCAGUGGCACCCCUCAGUCCCUCCACUGGCUCCUGGCUCCUCUUCUGGGUUCUUUUUGAGGGAUGUGGGGGCCAGACGGGCCAUCCGGGGCCUUCUGAUGCUCAGUCUCUGUCUUUCCAGGCCCGGGGCAGCUGGCAGGGAGCCGCCCCCCCAGUGUCCACCGCUUCACCUGCUGGAGACCCCAGUGGCAUCAACUCAGAUGCAUCUAAUUAAGUUUUAGGGACGAGCAGAAAAGCCAACUGUGUGGCCCGCCGCGGUUCGUGGGCACUCGGGUCUCUAGUGCGCGUGCAGCUGAUUACCUCUAACACCCAGAACCACCACAGGCCGCGAGCGCCAUCCCUUGCUUGCUGGCUGGGAUCUGAAACAGGCUGAGACGCUGCUCAUUUUCUCAAUUCAGUUUGGUUUUUUAAUAGUGAUUUUAUGCUAAGACUAUGAAUUGUUUCUUCUAGGACUUGUCACAAAUUCUCCCAUUAAAAUUUUGGACUUAUUUUCACAUCGAUGUGGUUCGCACC